Messenger RNA from Erinaceus europaeus (western European hedgehog), 1458 nucleotides. It is a transcript of the gene OSGEP, whose product is annotated as O-sialoglycoprotein endopeptidase. Gene Ontology annotation, biological process: tRNA threonylcarbamoyladenosine modification. The record is from RefSeq and is a predicted model, not a curated record. Lineage: Eukaryota; Metazoa; Chordata; Mammalia; Eulipotyphla; Erinaceidae. The transcript has 11 exons. Gene Ontology annotation, cellular component: EKC/KEOPS complex; cytoplasm. The coding region runs from base 360 to 1367 and encodes 335 amino acids.
AGGGCCCGGGUCCUCCAUUCUCGGGCUGCUUGUGUGCGUGCCCGAUGCAACGUGCUUUCUAGACCCCACCCCACCCCGCCUGCCCCCCAGCGAAAAUCCCAACCCUGUGUAAGGGGUGGGGGGAGGAGGUGGCCGAGCUGAAGGGCACCUCAAGGGUAGCCGUAGCCCCGGGCCUGGCAGUUCGGAGAACAGGUGCUGCAGGGUCUUGACGGGUCUCCGUGACGACAGGCGGGCCCGGCGCCGCGGGAACCUCCAGCAUCGGUGUGUCGCCUCUCGCCCGCCGCGCUCGGGGGUGGGCGGGAGCGCCCGCAGCUCCGGCGAGUUAGAAGCCCUGUCGGCGUUGCCUCCCACGCUCCGCCAUGCCGACCGUGCUGGGGUUCGAGGGCAGCGCCAACAAGAUCGGCGUGGGAGUGGUGCGGGACGGCGCGGUGCUGGCCAACCCGCGGCGCACCUACGUCACGCCCCCGGGCACAGGAUUCCUUCCAGGUGAUACUGCCAGGCACCACCAAGCAGUUAUCCUGGACCUGCUGCAGGAGGCACUAACAGAGGCUGGGUUAGCCUCCCAGGACAUUGACUGCAUUGCCUACACCAAAGGCCCUGGCAUGGGUGCCCCGCUGGCUACUGUGGCUGUAGUGGCCCGCACGAUAGCCCAGCUGUGGAAUAAGCCGUUGCUGGGGGUGAACCACUGUAUAGGCCACAUUGAGAUGGGCCGCCUCAUCACUGGAGCCACCAGUCCAACCGUGUUAUAUGUCAGUGGAGGAAACACACAGGUGAUUGCUUAUUCAGAACACCGUUACCGAAUCUUCGGGGAAACCAUCGAUAUUGCUGUGGGUAAUUGUCUGGAUCGUUUUGCUCGGGUGCUGAAGAUUUCCAAUGAUCCAAGCCCAGGCUACAACAUUGAACAGAUGGCAAAGCGAGGCAAGAAGCUGGUUGAGCUGCCGUACACUGUAAAGGGGAUGGAUGUCUCAUUCUCAGGAAUCCUGUCUUUCAUUGAGGAUGCAGCUCAGCGGAUGCUGGCCACAGGCGAGUGCACUCCUGAGGAUCUGUGUUUUUCCCUACAGGAAACUGUGUUUGCAAUGCUGGUAGAGAUCACAGAGCGAGCCAUGGCACAUUGUGGCUCCCAAGAGGCCCUCAUCGUGGGCGGCGUGGGGUGUAACGUGAGGCUGCAGGAAAUGAUGGAGACAAUGUGCCAGGAACGUGGAGCCCAGCUAUUUGCCACAGAUGAGCGAUUCUGUAUUGACAAUGGAGCCAUGAUAGCCCAGGCUGGCUGGGAGAUGUUUCAGGCAGGAUAUAGGACUCCCCUCAGUGAAUCUGGGAUCACACAGAGGUAUCGGACGGAUGAAGUGGAAGUGACCUGGAGAGACUAAUCUCUGUCCUGAUACAGGAGUCCUGGCAAUCCUUGUCCAUCAUCUGAACCCCUUGUUAAUAACUCCACAAUAAAAUAUUUUUGGAUUUGUU